Molecule: messenger RNA, 3868 nt
Organism: Macrobrachium nipponense
Lineage: Eukaryota; Metazoa; Arthropoda; Malacostraca; Decapoda; Palaemonidae
Product: N-acetylated-alpha-linked acidic dipeptidase 2-like
Molecular function (GO): carboxypeptidase activity
Source: RefSeq, a predicted model, not a curated record
AAGCGGGGCACUGCAAAGAAAAAAGGCCAGGAGGCGAGACGGGGUACUUAAGGAAGGGCCGUGUACCCUAUGAGGGCAGUUCGAUGCAGUGGACCACGCAGGGCGCUUGCAAUCCCUUCAAACACACACGGAGUUCCCAUUGGAAAAACGAGAAGAAAACAUUAGAAAAAGUGACCUGUACGGAACAUGAAUUCCCGUCUUGGAGCAGCCGUGGCUGGCAUCAUGGGGCUACUCUUUGCCUUUGGGGCUACUGAGUUGUGGUCCUUCUCUCCGCCUGUUGCUCUGGCCGACUCCUGUCCACAGGAUAAGAGUAAAGGAGCAGCAGCAGAAGAAGGACUUUACAGUUCGAACGGAUUCCACAAGCCAUUCGGGGACGAUUACUUCGGGGGAGCCGGGGAGGAACUCGUUGAGGAAAUGAAGGCCUCUCACAUUGAGGACUAUCUCAGGUACCUGACGAGCCAGGGACACAUGGCUGGAACAAAGCAGGAUCUGGAACAGGCCGAGUACCUCCAGAAAUUAUGGCUGGAACAUGGACUCGAUCAAGUGAAGCUCCAGCCUUACGAAGUUCAGCUCUCACAUCCUAACCUUGAGAAGCCAAACAAGGUCUACCUCCUCGACGGGGAGGGCCAAAUCAAAUUCACCUCCACCAUCAUCGAGGAAUCGAUCGAUGGAGUCGAAUAUGACGACUCCAUUCCCCCGGCCUUCCUAGCCUUCUCCCCUGCCGGCACCAUAGUCACGGACGAGUUGGUGUACGUGAAUUACGGCCGCUACGAGGACUUCCAGCGGGUGGCGGCGAUGGGGAUCGGAAUCGAGGGCCGGGUCGUCAUCGCCAAAUUUGGCAAAAUCUAGGGGGACAAGGUGCAGAACGCCCACAGGUUCAACGCUUCUGGGGUCAUCCUUUAUACGGACCCCCAGGACUACCAUCCGGAAUCCGAAACGGGAGGAGCCGCUUAUCCGAAUUCUUUCUGGCUGCCAGGAUCCGGCAUUCAGAGGGGUUCGAUCGUCUGGCACGACGGAGAUCCUACGACGCCUUACUAUCCGUCAGUAGAUGGCGCGUACCGCGUACCGGAGGAGGAGACAGACACCCCUAGGAUUCCAGCUCACACACUGAGUUACAAUGACGCCCGGAAGCUCCUAGUCAACAUGGGCGGCUCGGAGGCACCGGAGUCCUGGAGAGGGAAACUUAACGUCACCUACAGGAUGGGCCCGAAGUUGGCGCGGGCUGGAUGGAAGCUUAAACUGGAAGUCAACAACAUAAAGCGAAUUGUGCCGACGUACAACGUCAUCGGCAUGAUUCGAGGUUCAGAGGAGCCUGACAGGUACGUCAUUUUGGGCAACCACAGGGACUCCUGGACCUUCGGGUCGUGCGAUCCUUCGUCAGCCACUGCCGUGCAGAUGGAACUGGUGAGGUCUUUCGGGCAGCUUCUCAAAAAAGGUUGGCGUCCCAGAAGGUCCCUCGUGUUUGCCUCCUGGGGCGCUGGGGAGUACGGGUUCUUCGGUCCUUGGGAAUGGGUUGAGGAAUAUUUAAAGGUAUUCGAAAUGAGGACGGUUGCUUACCUGAAUGUAGACCUGGCCAUUAUCUAUACGUAUAACCUGCAGGUUUCAGCGACGCCAUUGCUUCACAAAAUCAUCAGAGAAGCAACCAAAAGAACGCCGGCUCCAGACGAAUCUCUUGGUUACAACACUCUCUGGGACCACUGGACUGAUCGCGUCAGAGCCUCGUCCCCAGCUCUGAUGGAUUAUAAAUUGGGUUCCAUCAGCGAGCACGCACCUUUUUACCAGAGGAUUGGUGUACCAACUUCUUACAUGGUUUGGGAAAUAAACUUUGAGGAACUGGAUUGGUCUGAUUACCCGCUCUACCACACCACGUUCGAAGAUUUCAACGCCAUGAAAAACAUUCUCGACCCGGAGUUCCGAUACCACCUUUCGCUUGGGCAACUUUGGGGUCUCAUGGCCAUAGGCUUAGCCGAUGCGGAAAUUCUUCCCAUGGACCUCGAGGACGAAUUCACGAUGCUAAGAGGGAUGUUGGAAGGGCUUCAAGCAGAAUACGGACAAGCACUUGAGGAACGAGGCCUAUCCUUGACUCACGUAGAACGUACAAUUGAUGGGUUUACUGAUGUGGCGCGUGAUUUCAACAGCAGGAUGCGGAAACUUUGCGAUGUGCCUCCUCUCUUGGCUCGGCAACUGAACGACCAGCUCAUCGCUCUGGAAAAGUGUUAUAUAGACGCCGAGGGAAGCACUUAUAGGCCUCAUAUGAAGAACAAGAUGUUUGGCACCGACAACUUCAACCAGUACAACUCGUGGAUGGCUCCCGCCGUCAGGGACGCCCUUUGGCAAGCCACCCACUGCCAGGGAUCCUGUCGCUUCCAGUGGCAGACGGUCGAGAAGGAAAUCGCAGCUCUGCAGUACGUCAUCAACUCCGCCCUCCUGACAAUGAAGGAUAUACAGAGCCUCUAAAAUCGUCAUUGGUGGGCGCUUCCACACGGCAGUAAAACGUCAGCAACUUAUCACUCGCACAUCACCAACAUGUUGAAUACACGUCAGCAACUUAUCACUCUCACACAUCACCAACAUGUUGAAUACAUGUCAGCAACUUAUCACUCACAUAUCACCAACAUGUUAGCAACUUACCAUUCACAUAUCACCAAUAUGUUGAAUACAUGUCAGCAACUUAUCACUUACACAUCACCAUCAUGUUGAAUACAUGUCAGCAACUUAUCACACACAUCACUAACAUGUUGAAUACAUGUCAGCAACUUAUCACUCACAUAUUACCAACAUGUUAAAUACAUGUCAGAAACUUAUCACUCACACAUCACCAACAUGUUGAAUACAUGUCAGCAACUUACCACUCACACAUCACCAACAUGUUGAAUACAUGUCAGCAACUUAUCACUCAUACAUCACCAACAUGUUGAAUACAUGUCAGCAAAUUAUCACUCACAUAUCACCAUGUUGAAUACUUGUCAGCAACUUAUCACACACAUCUAUAUAUUGAAUACAUGUCAGCAACUUAUCCCUCACAUAUCACCAACAUGUUGAAUACAUGUCAGCGACUUAUCACUCAUAUAUUACCAACAUGUCAGCAAAUUAUCACUCACAUAUCACCAUGUUGAAUACAUGUUAGCAACUUAUCACUCACACAUCACCAACAUGAUGAAUACAUGUCAGCAACUUAUCACUCACACAUCACCAACAUGUUGAAUAUAUGUCAGAAUUUAUCACUCGCACAUCACCAACAUGUUGAAUAUAUGUCAGCAACUUAUCACUCACACAUCAUCAACAUGCUGAAUACAUCUCAGCAACUUAUUAUCGGUCUUGUCCAAUGUUUCAACUAUCAGCAUUUGCCGGAGAUUCGCUCUGUACUUACGGUCGUUGAUAUUUUUUCAACCUAUUUGUGAUAUGUUUAAGUUGCCAUCAUGUUGAAUACAAGUCAGCAACUUGGUAGUCCUAUCCAACGCCUCAGACGAUAAUGUUGUUGAUUUGUUUUCAACAUGCUCUUGAUAUGUAUGAAAUAAGUUACCGACAUGUGUUUAUGACGCGUUUGACUGCCGUGUGGUGUACCGCAAGGAUUCAGCUUAAAGCUGUUCUUGGAGAAUAUCAAGCAUAAGGUUUUGACUGGAAUUAUGCCGAUGUUGACGGAUUAAGUUCUAAGCUGUUACUGACGUGUGGCUGUGGCUAUUGGCAAGGAGCUUAAUUAAGCCGAUGUGGGCGGCAAGCCUUAUUGUAGAUCAAGCUUGAAAUUCGAUAUUAGUGGCUGAACAAGAUGUGACUCCAGGCCAGAUGUACCAAUAUCAUAUCUCGUGGAAGCUUUGUACUAGAUACUUUUAUACCUUUAUAUGCAAAUAAAAUUAUUAGUUGAGUGUUA